CGUUUUCUGUUUAUGUUUAGUCUAAAAAUUAACGUAUUGUUUGGAAACUACUUUAAGCAGAUAAUGUGUUAAAAUACAUGUUUUGAAAACAUUGUUCAGGAUUCUUAGAAAGAUGAGUUUUUACGGUAAUCCUUUGAAACACGGAAAAGGUGUAAAUAAACCGUUUCGAUCUCCUCUCAUAAAAACUGAUCCAAAUCAAGAUCGAGGCGAUGGAUCUCCGAAUUCCAGAAGACUGAAUACACCCUCCAAAGUAAAUCAAAUCUCAAGAGUAAAAUCAUUAGGAUUUAAAUCUCCCAUGCGGGCUCAUGGAUUUAUUUCGCCGCUAAAACCUUUAGAAAUUAUGUCGCCUUCGAAAGAAUUAGAAGUUAAGGCCGUUUCGAAAUCUCUAAUUGGAUUGGGUUCGCCUUUGAAAAGAUUGGAACACAAGUCACUAGGAACGAAAAUUUCGCUCAGACCUAUAGAAAAUACACCUCCAAAGACAUCCAGAAUUGUAUCUUCGAAAUCUUCAGAAAAAGGUGUUAAAAAGUCACUGUCUCUAGAAAAUGAGUUGUCUUCAAAAGAAAAAGAUAGAGAUACUCAUGAAAAAGUUGAAAACUCGUCUCCGAAAUUUUUUUCAAACGAAAAGAGUCUUAAGUCGAAAUUAAGAUCGCCAGCGAAGGAUUUGGAUUCAGAAAUUAAAGAAGAGAAAUCGCCUAUCAAAAAUAUCGAUUUGAAUACACCGCCUCCUUCUCCUAUGAUUCUUGAAGUAAUAAAAAGUCCAGAGUAUCAACCAGUAGUCAAGUUGCGAAAAUUAAGUUCUGAUCUGCAGAAAAUAAGCAAACAGGAUCUGGCAAUACUGAUUAACAGGAUAAACGAGAAACAGCGAAAAAUGGCGGAAUUGAGAGCCAUAAUACCGCAUAACAGAAAGCAUAAUCUUGAGGAAGUAUUGGCUUCUAUAAUGAAAUGGAGAGAGGCAUUUGUGGAAGCUUUAGAAACUUUGCGUGCGAGUUUAGCUGAAAAAAACGGACGUCCUUUCAGUACGAGCGAUGUUUUAAAAUUACUGUCAAUUCCAAACAGUAUAGUCAACUUUUCCGAGGAGGAAAAUGAUUAUAUUUUCCCGAAGCUUUAAUUUAUAAGUAAAUAGUAUUAUUUUCUAAGCCACAAAAUCAAUUUCUUCAUAGGUGUACAUUAAUUAAUUAAUAUUUUCGUAGGAAGAAAGUACAGAAGAGUUAAUUAUUUAUGUGUUAAUUACUUAAUUAAAGAUAUAUUUAUAUAUAACUAUGUAAAUUAUUUAGAUUAUUAUUUUACUAACAGGGAUUGUGUGAAAUACACAAGAAAUACAUUUCCUCUUUGAUAUCAG
Messenger RNA from Belonocnema kinseyi, 1339 nucleotides. RefSeq lists its product as uncharacterized. The transcript has 4 exons. Lineage: Eukaryota; Metazoa; Arthropoda; Insecta; Hymenoptera; Cynipidae. Bases 113 to 1108 code for a protein of 331 amino acids. The record is from RefSeq and is a predicted model, not a curated record.